This is a messenger RNA of Mycotypha africana, 564 nucleotides long. RefSeq lists its product as uncharacterized. The record is from RefSeq and is a predicted model, not a curated record. The annotation marks the transcript as partial. The transcript has 2 exons. NCBI's taxonomy places the organism in Eukaryota, Fungi, Mucoromycota, Mucoromycetes, Mucorales, Mycotyphaceae.
CCCUGUGAACUAGCCACUCGGCUGAAUUGCCUGUUAUACGCUGAUGAUGUGGUACUGAUUGCAAACCGACGCCAUCUACAACAUCUAUUACAUCUGUUUAACUGGAUAUAUCAACAUCAAUGUGAAAAUCACAGUUACGCCCUUGGUUACCGCUGGCACCCUGAUAAAUGUGUUAUUCUCGAUCCCCAUAAUGACCCUAUGACCUAUAGCCUUUAUGAAUCCCCCUUAAGGUCAGUUAACUCAUUUCCCUACCUUGGUGUUCCUUUCCACCCGGGUGGCUAUGUGGAUCCCAACGAACUAAUCCGUAUCAAUACCACGAAAGCAUUGGCUACGAUGGAUAUCCUCAGUUCUAUUGGCUUAAACAACCAUGGUUUUGAGAAUGGCUCUUCGAUUUUAUGCUCAAAUGAUCCGGCCUCAACUAGAGUAUGGUGCAGCUACAUAUACAGUAUGUCCUUUCACCUCCGCCAACAUCCUCAGACUAGAGAAGGCCCAAAAUACCUGUAUUCGAAGGAUCUUUGGUGGUUCGUCCCGUUCAUCUGUAAAAGUAAUGCUCCGCAUGGCUGA